Panicum virgatum (switchgrass) is the source of this 1106-nucleotide messenger RNA. RefSeq names its product bZIP transcription factor 46-like. Lineage: Eukaryota; Viridiplantae; Streptophyta; Magnoliopsida; Poales; Poaceae. Gene Ontology annotation, biological process: positive regulation of DNA-templated transcription. The record is from RefSeq and is a predicted model, not a curated record. The coding region runs from base 319 to 849 and encodes 176 amino acids. Gene Ontology annotation, molecular function: DNA-binding transcription factor activity. Gene Ontology annotation, cellular component: nucleus. The transcript is spliced from 4 exons.
GCAGCUAAGCAUGGUGGAAUACGACACAGCCUGCAUCAUCAGCAUCUAUCACCGCUUAGCUAGCCUGCAUCUGCGUGUCUAUAUAUAAGUCCUACAGGCUACAGGGCCAUGAAUGAAAUAUCUCACCGGCUGCAAAGUUGUUAGCUCAGUAGUAGUGCUGCUAAAUUAAAGCUAGCUGAGCUGCACCAGAGUAUCCAUGCAAGAUCAGAGCAGCAGCCAAAAGUUGAGAGCAUUAGCGAAUACGCAGCUUGGUGGUGUUGUCUUCUUUUCUCCUUAUCCAGUUCCACCAGUUCAUUCAUUCGGUCCCGUCGACCGAUCAUGGCGGCCAACUACCACCACUACCAGAUGGCCGUGCACGCCGCGGCGGCGGCGGCAGCGGCGUGGAGGGAGCCGGACAGCCCGCAGCUGAGCUUCAUGAGCGGCUGCAGCUCCCUCUUCUCCAUCUCCACGCUGCAGGACGACGACGACGGCGCCGUCGUCAUCGCCGGCCACGCGCUGCCCUCCACGCCCAUCUCGCUCGCCGGGUUCGCCGGCGACGAGGUCGACAUGGAGGUGCAGCAGAUCAGCGGCGGCAGCGGCGACGACCGGAGGUCCAUCAGGAUGAUGAGGAACAGGGAGUCCGCGCUCCGGUCCAGGGCCAGGAAGAGGGCUUCACGAGAUGUACAAGACUUUAUAGAUGGAAUCCAGUCUCUCAUGGCAUACGUAGAAAAUCUGGAGAAAGAGGUUCGCCGGCUGGUGGAUGAGAACUUGAAGCUCAAGAAGCAGUGCAAAGAGCUUAAACUGGAAGUGGCUGCACUGGUCCUCCCUACCAAGAGCUCGCUGCGAAGAACCUCAUCGACGCAAUUCUGAAGGGACAAAGAAACAUGAACACAUUUUAUUUGCCAGUACAAAAUUAAGAGAAGAUAGAUGGAUCAUCGACGCAAGAGGGUUGAUUGGACUUGUGUGUACAUGUGUUAGUGUGUGUUUGUGUGCCGUAGAGGAGGGGAGAUAGAUGGAUAUGCAAUGAUCUGUACCUUGACGCUAGAUCUCUGCAAAGAUGAACGUCUUUUAAUUUCUUGAGCUGCAAAUGAAGCUGUGUUCGACUGAACAAAUCGUGAUUCCCGGCA